This is a messenger RNA of Lucilia sericata (common green bottle fly), 1178 nucleotides long. RefSeq lists its product as uncharacterized. Bases 99 to 872 code for a protein of 257 amino acids. NCBI's taxonomy places the organism in Eukaryota, Metazoa, Arthropoda, Insecta, Diptera, Calliphoridae. The transcript is spliced from 3 exons. The record is from RefSeq and is a predicted model, not a curated record.
AAACACCGAAACAAAACAAAAACAAUCAAGUGCAAAAAUUAGCAGACAGUUUAAAUAAAAUGUUUUCUUUUUAUUAAUAAUAAAUAAAUUAACUAAAAAUGUCUGUAAUAAUUUGCAUAAAUGAUUAUUGGCAACAUAAAAUCUACUAUCAUAUUGUGCCCUCCAAACAAAAUAUCAACAAUAACAACUUGAAUAGAAUCGACUAUAAUUUAGAAAUUUUGCAAACAAUCAAAAGGACAACCAAGUGUCCAAAUGUUAAUAAACUGCCGGUAUUGAAACGUUUAAAAUGGGAAAUUGAUGGUAUAAAUUAUUAUUAUUUGCAAAAGGAAUUAUUAAACUAUUUGGAAUAUAGAAAAGUGUUGAGCACUUGGCUGCAGUUAAAAGGUGUGCAAUUGUUAUGGUUACAAAUUGUUAAGCCGGAGAGAGAUAUAAUCGAUUGGAAAUGGAAUCGUAUGCUAGCUGUUAUAUUAUGGGAAAAAAUAGAAACCGAAUAUCUAAUGUCCUGGUUAUCUACCUUAGGAGGAGCUUUUUCAGCUUUAGGCGAACAAUUCUCCAAAUGCGCUGAAAUGGCUGGUAAAAUAUCACAGAAACAACUAAUGAUUGGCAUUAAACUGGGUGACCCUUUUUUGCAAUCUAGAUGUAAACUUUUCUACAGUAUAUCACUAAUACAAACGGGACGUUUGAGAUCAGCUAAAUACAUCAUAAGACAACAGUAUAACUUUGCCCGCAGUCAUGCCGAAGUGGAUGGACGUUUAGUUAAAAUGUGCAAAGGAAUAUGGUUGAAAUUACAAUAUGAAUAUGGCUUAAGGCUGAAAUCACGCAAAAAAGAAGCAUUGCAAAAUCAAAAAAUUAAUGGUGCUGGUGACAAGUAGAUGUUAAAAGGAUGUUGUGGUAACGUCACAUUUAAUCUAUAAACUGAUGUUAAACUCAGGACUGUUGAAACGAGUAAAUGUUUGCUAAAAGUGAAAUAAAAUUUUGAUAUGGGUUAUUUUCUUAUUAUUGUUUAAUUUAAAUUUAGUUUUGUUGUGGUUUUGUUAUGUGAAUUUUAUUUAAUAACCUUUUAAAAUUUAAAAACUUUUAGUUCAAGUGCUCCUUUUUUCCGUUAUUAAAGAAAUUUGUUAUAAUGGAAAUGUAAUAAAGUGUCCAGUUAUUUAAAUAAAACUUGAUAAUAAUUUAAA